Messenger RNA from Trematomus bernacchii (emerald rockcod), 1321 nucleotides. RefSeq names its product cerebellin-4-like. The transcript is spliced from 4 exons. Lineage: Eukaryota; Metazoa; Chordata; Actinopteri; Perciformes; Nototheniidae. Gene Ontology annotation, molecular function: protein binding. The coding region runs from base 236 to 874 and encodes 212 amino acids. The record is from RefSeq and is a predicted model, not a curated record.
UCAGCGCAACUUAAAUGAUGACGUUAAACAAUUGUUUUAAAGGGCCAGCCGGCCGGCCGUCAACGGCCCUUGAGGACCGGCCGUUCUGUGGUUCUCCAGAUUCUACAGAUGGCCAGUCCGCCCCUGCAGCCAGGUAUGUGAGCUUACUAAAACUUGUGCAAGAGCAAGAACAUUUCCUCUUCGGGAUGGUAUAUAAAGCAUUGUUGAUUUAGUACAGGUCCACCAAGACUCAAAUAUGAAGACUUUGGUUGCUGCAUUGGCUCUUUGCCUCCUCUACCUGCCUGUGUACCAGGCACUCAACCCUUAUCUUUGGACAAACAUUGACAACAAAAUUGAAGAGAUGGAGGCCAGACUGACAAAGACUGAAAAAGAGUUGAUGGAUCACAAGCAGAUGACCGAGAGCCUGAAGACCAAACUGAAAGACACUGAGAAACAAGUAGAGGAUCUGAGGGCAGAUCAAGCCUUUCAAGGUCAGCAUGUGGCAUUUGGAGCAACUUUAGGCCCCAUUGGAGAUGUUGGACCUUUCAACGCUGACAUCACACUGACCUACAAGAAGGUCUUCACAAACACCGGCGCAUACAACCCUGGAACAGGUAUUUUCACUGCUCCUGUCAAAGGAGUCUAUUACUUCAGCUUCUCUGGUCAUACUUUUUCAUCUAAACCAAUGGGGCUGGGCCUGAUGAAGAAUGGAGAGCAGAUGGUUAUUGUGUACAACCAUGCAGCUGGAAACCGCCAUGAGACGGCAACCAACGGCUUGACUCUGCAGCUUGAAGUGGGAGACCAGGUGUACAUGAAACUCUGGAAGAACACCUGGGUUCAUGAUAAUCAGAAUACCCACAGCACCUUCAUUGGUUUUCUGUUAUUCUCUCUGUAGUGGUCUGCUUUAUAACCUGAAGUUAGCAAGUCUGGAAUGAUCUUCAAAAAUUCUAGAUAAAAUAUUUGGAUCUUUAGCAGCCACUCUGUUAGUUUUCUCUCUUAGCUGAUUUGGUGGUGGGACAAUUUUAAUCAAACACUAAAUAUAGGUUAAAAGAAAUCCCUAUUAUAAGUGUGCACAUUGAAACAUUAAAAACUUAGAAAAGUGUAUAUUCAUUGAGUAAAUGUUUGCUGUAUAAACUGUUUCUAUUAAUAAAGCUACACAUUUAAAGCAUUAAACCGCCAUUUUGUUUAAUUUGUAAUGAGAUAAAAUCAUCACAUAGACUUAAUUGUAAUUAAAAUGCUAAACUUAACUUACUUCAAAUGUAACUUGUUCCUCUGUCAACUUCAUAUUAUACCAAUUUGACACUGCAGUGUAAUUUGGAAUAAACUGAAAGAUGUUUAUUAA